AUUUCACAAGUUUACUUUUAAGUUGAUUUUAAACGACAGACUAAAAGGUAAAUGUAGCGAUGUAACGAAUUUAGCCGAUAGAUUUACACGCGCAUGAACGGGAAGUUACGUAUCAUCAUGUAUGUAAACACCAAGAUACCACAAUAAUACUCAGAUCGACAACCUUGAGGUAGACAGUAACGAACUCUCGGGCAUGUAAGUAACAAGAAUUCAUCUAUCUCCGCAAUUCGUGCGAUAGUGCAACGUGAUUGAAGUGAUUUUACAUAUAAUAUACGGAGUGAUCCGAACAUAAGUAUUUCAUGACGAGACGCAGGCUAAACAAUCGAAAGCAAAAGAAAGCAAAAUUUCACAAAUCAAAGGAACCCGUUCAAAAAAAUGUCCAAUCGAGAUCUCCAAAUUCAAGAAAUGACAACAAAGGGAAGAGCGACGCGUCGCGUCCGCAUCAGCGUUCUCCGGAAUCCGUGCUGUUCGAGUCGCAGCCGCUCGGCGACGGCAAGCUCAGCCCGGAGAUCCUUUCUAAACGAUCCGGAAGGAGGUCGAAGGAUUCCAAGAACAAUUCGAAAAUCGACAACGGGACCGCCGCGCGAAUGCUCGAACAAUCCAGCCCAAUCUCGUCGUCCAGGAGAAGUUGCGAAGCGGAUCUCCCGAUGUGCGAUUUUAAGGGCAGCGCAAAGUGCGCAAAUGAUUUUUCGAAUCUAGAAGACUCUGGAGAACGUCAGAGGAAUCGUGCAAAUCAUGUCAAGACGAUCGUCGGCGAUCCGUUCAAGGAGAGCUGCUCCUCGUUCAAUUUGCCGUCCUUGAGCAACGAGCCAAACAACGCGACGAACGGAACGGCCGACGACGUGACGCGCAACGGAAGAUCCUCGCUGAACAUCAUCCCCGAGAGGACGGCGAUGUCCCGAUCCAAUUUAAAAUCCCAAUCAUGCGAAUUUGACGAGAGACGAUCUCCCAGCUCGUGUCAGCAGGAAGACCAUUACAUACUUGAAACGAUGAACGAUUGUUACCUAGACAAGACGCUCUCGAUGAACGAGAAUUUUAUGCACGAGAUAGACGGUUACUUGGACAAACAAUCGUUGGCAAAAGAUCGCGAAUCGAAGCUCUCGUGUUUCACGAUCUUACGGGAGACCGACAAGCGAAACGAACUCGCUGACGAAUUAUCGCAAGAUAAUUCAGACAAAAAGAAGAAAAAAAGGAGCGACGGCAAAAGAUUCGACGUCACCCUCGAGAAGAUCGGCGAGCGUUUGACGGAGAAUUGGCGCGAGUUCCGGAAGAUCUUCGUGCACCUGCGGCGAGCGAACAGAAAGACCCGCGAACCCGAGGAUGCUAUCGCGAUCGAACGCAGCGAAUCCUUGCUGCACAAAUACAGGAGACUCCCUUACGCCAUCUCCGUCUCGACGCUAUCUCUGCCCACAUCCGCGUUAAGCGCCCAGUCCUUACCCUCGCCGCGAAGGGUGAUGGAUCAUGAUGAGAAGCGAGAGGCCGAGAGUACCGAGAUCCCAUCCACGGAGUCCACGACGCCUCGCGUCGGCCUGGUAAAACGUUGCCGUCGAACGACCUUGAUGUUCGAAGACGAGGGCGAAGGGGAUGAAACGAUUAUAUAUCGGCAACCGGCGACUCGCUCGGAUAUCACGGAUCCACUUCCGGAGGGAAAGAAGGAGGACCAGCGACGCUCGUUUCCGCCGGAAUCAUCGUCGUCGUUUUGCGAUGAACCGCGUCAGGAGAGCCGCGUCCCGGAAUCAAAGAUCGAGCUAUCCGACGGUCGCUGCGACCCUCCGCAAAAAAUAGAAUAUCAUUGGGACAGCACUCGUAAGCACCAGACGCCCCAAAAUGUUGCAACGCUACGGAAAUCUCACAACCACGUAUUUCGACGAAGAAACAAUUCCCGUACGAUAAUCACGUGGGUGAUCGCUAUCUGCAUUUGGCUAAUAAAGAAAUUGCUGCAUCUCGUAAAUGUCAGUUGCAAGACUCUACGACAGAAAUUGAUCCCACCUUCGUCGAGUUCUUGGACGAAGAAAUUUGAUCGUCUAGUGGAGACAAUGCAUUCCGAAAACGAAAUGUUAUAUGUAAUGUCGGAGAAAAUGACGCGACUUUCGGAAGAUUUUGUCCAAGUACGAACGAACACCGAAGUCGCUCUUAAUGCCCUGAGAGUAGAGAUGAAUGACUUUCGUGAAGCUAGUAAAAAAAUGACGGAAGAGAAUCUGGCGUUGCUGCGAGAGCUGAAGAAUUUGGGUGAAACGUUGAAAGAAGUCUGUCAAAUGAAAUCUGUGCAACCGGUCUCCUUACCUUCCUCUUUUCCUUGUUCACCUCCAUUUCCGCCUCCACCUCCACCUCCAUCUCCACCUUCACCAUUCCCUCCGCCUCCUCCUCUACCGCUGUCCUCUUUGGCAUUUCCUCUGGCAUCUGCACCUUCAUCACCACCACCACCACCACCACCACCACCACCACCGCCGCCGCCACCGCCGUUACCGCUGCCUCUUUCAUUUCCUCCAAAAGCAGGUAUCUCGAAAUCAUUAUCGAUGCCACCCCCGUCUCUUGCGUGUCUCUCUUCAGUUUCCUUACGGUCCCCAAUGUCAUCGAAAAUACAACCGACGACUCCCAACAGUAACAGAAACAAGAACAGAACACCCACAAGAAAGUGUUCCACGCCAUUGCUUAACAGGCCUAGCAUCACCGUUGAGGAUCUACUGAAAGUCACUUUGAGAAAGGCUCCCCAAAGUAUCAAAGAAAACAGACGAAAUACUGUACCAGGUCCGAAAGGCCCACUCGUAUCUUUGGAAAUGUUGCGUAACGUAAAACUUAAAUCUGCAAAACGUAGACGUGACGACCAAACUGGAAGAUCGCCCAGAACCGGCAGAGUUCUUAAAAAUCGAACUGCGAAUGUUAAUUUGUCGCCAAUUUUAACCGGAUCGGAGGGAAAUCUAGAAAUGAUUUUGCGACGAGUAGACCUGAACAAACCGAGGAGACUCUUGUCCAGCUCAAGCAGCUUCCGCGAACGCGAUUUCGCAAAGGAGACACAGUUUCAGUUAUUGGAAACGCUAAGCCAAUCGCAAUCCGCACUUGAAUGAGUGUCGCAGUAUUAAUUAUAGAUCAUGACAUCAGAAGCGACGGAUUUAAACAAAUUAUUGAAGAAAACUCGUACUAUAAAAUAAAAUAAUUUACUUGCUUUGCAUAUAACUCAUAUAACUCGUACCAAAUAUAUUGCAUCAAAGUUAUGAUUCAUGAAAUUUUAUAAAGAUAAUUAACUUUUUAAUUUCUAUUAUUAAAUAUGAAGGCGAGAAAAUCAAUUUGUCAGAAUACGUGCACAAGAAAAGAAACUGAUUUUCCCUUCUGAUAUCACAAUCUACAACCAUGAGAGACCGAAAGCUUAAAAUUUAAAUUAUAUUACAUUAUUUCACUUCAAAUUAUAUUACACUGAUUUGAAAUUAUGUAUUAACAGACGUAUGACCUAUUCGUCAUAUAAAAUUAAAAUAUUUUUAUUUAAUAUUAAAUUAAUAUUUAACUCGAGAGCUUAAAGUUUCUUGUUAUGUAACUUUCUCUAUAAUUGGCUGGCCGAAAAUUAAAGAAAAUCAAUUGCUUUUUAAUAAAACUGUGACCAAGGCAUAGAUUCGUAAUUACUUUAUUUGUAGCUUUCAUGUGUGUGGUUUUACAGAAAAAAAGAUUGUAUCCGGUGUAUUCGCAUCAACUGUAACACAGAGCGUUAAGAA
Messenger RNA from Monomorium pharaonis (pharaoh ant), 3704 nucleotides. Its product is annotated as myosin tail region-interacting protein MTI1. The record is from RefSeq and is a predicted model, not a curated record. Bases 300 to 3065 code for a protein of 921 amino acids. Lineage: Eukaryota; Metazoa; Arthropoda; Insecta; Hymenoptera; Formicidae. The transcript has 5 exons.